AGAGGGCACACAGCUGUUCCGUGUUUAUGUUUUAUUUGUUGUUAAAAUGUCUGCUAAAAGAAUUCGAGGAAAAAACUUUUCCGAGCAGGAAGAACAUGUUCUAAUUGAUCUCGUGCUGUUGAAAAAGGAUAUUCUGCAGGACAAGAAGAAAGAUGCGGCAACUUGGCGAAGGAAGGCUGAAACGUGGGAGCAAUUGGCCGCGGAGUUUAGGGCACAAACAGGAACCGACCGAACGUGUGCUGCCCUGCGUGAAAAAUACGAUAAUAUGAAGAAAAAUUCCCGGAAUAAGUACAGAGGAGUUAAGAAUUGGGACCACGAAAGGGAACUCUCUUUUGCAGGAAGUUCAUGGUGUUCCAGGACCUCAAUGACGGAUAACAAUGAGGGACACAUAGGAAACAUCACCACCCCGCUGGAAAACCAGUUUGACAGCGAUGGAAACUUCCAGUUAAUAAAUGUAGCCAAAGAAGAAAAUCCAUCCAUCAGCUCAGAUAGCUCUCAACUACUGCAGAACAUUGAUGAUAUCGACGACCCCGAGGUAUCCAUCCUAGAGGCUUCUCAAAGAUGGAAGGCGAAAAGAUUAAGGGAAUGCGGUUCUCCAACUUUGCCACAAAUCAAUAGAACACCCCGCACUGAAAAGGAGCAGGUUGAAUUGUUUAAGCUACAACAGCAGUAUUAUAGAGACCAGAAUUCCAGAGCCGCUGAACAACACAAAUACGAAGUAGAAAAACAAGUUGUUGAACUGCAAACGGCUCGACUGAAGAACCAAUUACUUGAAAUGGAAAUCGAAGUAAAACGCGAAGAACUAGCUAAAAUUAGGCAAAGUAAUUUAAGUUAGUUAAACUGU
Drosophila suzukii is the source of this 844-nucleotide messenger RNA. Its product is annotated as myb/SANT-like DNA-binding domain-containing protein 4. NCBI's taxonomy places the organism in Eukaryota, Metazoa, Arthropoda, Insecta, Diptera, Drosophilidae. The record is from RefSeq and is a predicted model, not a curated record.